GCUGCGGGCUGGGGGUGGGAGCCAUGGACUCGGCGCCAGCCUUUGCCAUGGACAAGCCGUUCGCCCCCGGCGCCGUGCGCGGCCCGGAGCCGCCCGAAAACGCUCAAAGCCGGAAAAACUUCAGCGUCAGCCACCUCCUCGACCUGGAGGAGGUGGCGGCCGGUAUGAACGGGACCCCCGCGGCCGGUCCCCCGCCCGCCGGUGGCGGCAAGGCCAUCCCGGAGCCGUCGGGAGGCAGCAGCGGCAGCGAGGCAGCGCCCCAGGACGGAGAGAGCCUGAGCCCCAGCUGCGGGGCAGCCAAGAGGAAGAAGAAGCAGAGGAGGAACCGCACCACGUUCAACAGCAGCCAGCUGCAGGCUCUGGAGAGGGUCUUCGAGAGGACGCACUACCCCGACGCCUUCGUGCGGGAGGAGCUGGCCAGAAGGGUCAACCUCAGCGAGGCCAGAGUCCAGGUGUGGUUCCAGAACCGGAGGGCCAAGUUCCGCCGCAACGAGAGGGCGAUGCUGGCCAACAGAUCGGCAUCACUGCUCAAAUCCUACAGCCAAGAAGCAGCCAUUGAGCAGCCCAUGGCACCACGACCCACUGCACUGACCCCUGAGUAUCUCUCGUGGACCAGCACUUCCCCGUACAGCACUGUGCCCUCCUACAGCUCCGGCGGGACCGCAGCGCCCACCCAAGGGGUGAACAUGGCCAACAGCAUCGCCAGCCUGCGCCUCAAAGCCAAAGAGUUCAGCCUCCAUCAGAACCAGGUGCCGACGGUGAACUGAGCAGGGCAAACCCCAUCCCAUGGCCUCCUCCGGGACGCAGCGUGGAGCUCCAGGACAAAUCCGCCGCCUGCCCAACACACGCGCCACUCAUCCAACGUCUCAGCAUCUUCUCUCCUCUUCCCUUCCCUUCUGAAGGUAGAGUCAGUCCCAGGCCGAAGUGGCACAUAAUUAUAGCCACAUAUGGAGCGAACUUGGUGAGAAACUUGCUUUUCCGCACACCCUUAUAAUAACGGCUAUAUAUACACACAUACCCCCCACGCGCUCUUUGAGGACAAACAGACUUGCCAAGGGAACAAGAAUUUGCUUCCAAACAUGGAAGGAUCUUGGACUAUUGGAUUUGACCAAUUUGGGUAUCUUGCCCAGAGAGCCAAAGAGUUAUUGGGUCUUCUCCUCCCGCAGGGACAGUGUGGGAGGAUCACGGGCCCCCCUUUCCACCAGGCUGUGACUUGUGGCGCUCAACUGUGUGUGCCAAAGCUGAUCCAUGUGUUCGUUUCUUUGUGCAACCCCAGCCACACUGUGGGGUUUGGGACUUCCCAAAGUUUGGGACUUUGGGAAGCCAAUGGCUCACCCAUGCCAUGGCCGGUCUUGGCCAGCCCUCUGCACUGUGCUUCCUGCAUUUAGGAGCUGCCUAUGCUGAUGGCAUCGGGCUUUGUCCCUUCCCAGAGGGGCAAGCAGAGCUGCAGCACCUCAACAGACCCUCCUGGAGCCUGCGAGCUCUCCCGUGAGCUGGGGAUGCAUCGCCAACCCCCAGGCAGGCACCGCUGCCCUGCCUCGGUGGAUUUGCCAGCGAUUCUGCAGAGCCCCAGGUCAUUGAGCAGGCCCAGGGAAUGAGAAAAUUGGAAAAAGCUGUUGGGUUUCAGCUGAGUAGGCGGCUCCCAGCGCUCCGUGCCAACGAAGGCUUCGCCUUCCGGAGGCACAGCCUCCCCGGCAGCGGCUCCGCAGAUGUGCGCGGGGGUCUGGGGCCGGCAGCUCCAUGGGGGGAGGCUUUUUUGGUUUUGCAGAAAGGAAAUGGUUUCCCCCUCAUCCCACCCUGCUGCGCAGCAUAAUGAGGUUCCAAGGUGGGAGGUGCAGGGGAUGGACACGGGGUGGGCAGCCUGGCCCUGAUCCAUGGGACUGGGCUGUGGAGAGACGCAGCCUCCACCUUCCCCUGCCAGUUCCACUGCCAGAGUGCUGAGGUGUGGUGUCCCUGUGGACAAAGCCCGCUGGAAACCAGAUCACCCUUUCCUCACCCACUGGAAAGAGCCACCAGCCAAGCAUGGGGACACCACCAGCUCACAGGGGUGGCCUGGACAGAGAAGACACGGCCCUACUUCCCUGGAAGGGGUUGGUUUGGGGGCUGCAGCAAUAGAUCUGAGGACAAAGAGAGCAAUUGCUGAGGUGCCUCCUCCAGGUAAACAUCCUCUGGUUGGUGACACCAAGGCUGAAAGUGCCACAGCUACAAAGUGCCCACCUGAGUCCCCAGAGCUCCCAGGGGCAUUCUCUCCCAUUCCCACUGGGGCUCUCACUGCAGCUGCAUGUGGCACCCAGUGGCUCUGACACCAGGGCCAGCAGCUGCACCCCGGGCAAUGCCAGCAUGAGGGGGCUCACCCAGCACCCAGAGCUGGGGUCCUGAUGGGAGAACCACCUCCUCUGCCUGGGGUGAACCAGCCCCUCCAUCCUGCCUCCAGCCUUCUCUCUCUACAGUGCAGCCCCCAGCGGGGGACAGCCACGUUCUGCCCCUCAAACCUGGCAGGCAGGGAGAGGGCACAGCUGGGUGGCACUGCCCACCUCCCCCAGGGAGCAGUGUCACCCCAAACACCCACCCUCUGCCCCCCAUCUGGUAUCCAGGGCUGGUUUCCCUCCCAUCUGUGAUGCCAGCUCCCCACACUGCACAGAGACCUGCCAGGCCAGGGGGAAGAGGGAUCCACUGUGGAUCAAGCCAUGCACCCUGAGAAACACCAUCGGGGCAGGAGGAGGGGGCCGGGGGGGUCCCAUUCCCAUGGAAAGCACAGGGCUCUUUUUUCAGUUAUACAAGAUGAAACCACAGGGAUAUAAAUGUCGCUGCCUCUUUGAGAACAUUAAUGAAAAUAAACCCAUUUAAUAGUUUGCAGAUGCUGUUUCUGUAAACCUAAAAAAAGCAGGGAAUAAAUAUUUCUUCACUAAAUAUCUAUAUGUAUAUAUAUAUUUGAAAACAUUUGCUCCCAAUCUUAGGGCCCCUCCUUUGCUGUGCUUUUGGCAGCUUAUCACAGCUUGUCAGUCAAUGCUGAACUCACCAAGAAGAGAUACAAAUUGCACCCAUGGAGGGGUAGCAGGACUGAGGGAUUAUUGUAAUCUAAGCUCUCUCUCGCCCUUUCUAUUUGUACAUUUCAAUUACUUGUAACAAGAUCCAUGGUGGAUUUUUUUUUUUUCUUCUGCAUGUCUGUGUUUUGGAAAUUUUUGUAAGGUUUUUGUAAAAACAACUCUUGUGAAAUA
Passer domesticus (house sparrow) is the source of this 3218-nucleotide messenger RNA. It is a transcript of the gene PRRX2, whose product is annotated as paired related homeobox 2. Gene Ontology annotation, molecular function: DNA-binding transcription factor activity, RNA polymerase II-specific; RNA polymerase II cis-regulatory region sequence-specific DNA binding. Gene Ontology annotation, cellular component: nucleus. The coding region runs from base 24 to 767 and encodes 247 amino acids. NCBI's taxonomy places the organism in Eukaryota, Metazoa, Chordata, Aves, Passeriformes, Passeridae. The transcript is spliced from 4 exons. The record is from RefSeq and is a predicted model, not a curated record. Gene Ontology annotation, biological process: regulation of transcription by RNA polymerase II.